Messenger RNA from Nothobranchius furzeri (turquoise killifish), 4352 nucleotides. Its product is annotated as D(1) dopamine receptor-like. The record is from RefSeq and is a predicted model, not a curated record. NCBI's taxonomy places the organism in Eukaryota, Metazoa, Chordata, Actinopteri, Cyprinodontiformes, Nothobranchiidae. Gene Ontology annotation, biological process: G protein-coupled dopamine receptor signaling pathway; adenylate cyclase-activating adrenergic receptor signaling pathway. Gene Ontology annotation, molecular function: G protein-coupled receptor activity; dopamine neurotransmitter receptor activity, coupled via Gs. Gene Ontology annotation, cellular component: plasma membrane.
UGGACCCUCACAGGCAGCACCUGGUGACCCUCAGACACACAAGUCUGAACGAACCGGUCUUCUGAGAGGUUGUGGAGAUGCAUUUGCUCCUUUUCUCCACUAGGUGGAACCAGACACCCUCCGCGCCUAAAGAUUGGCCCUUGUCCUGGUUUUUGUUUGUUUCACACCUGUCAGUAAGCCCCAGCGCACGUGCAGCUGGGUCAGAAAACACUAGCUGGAUAGAAAAAGAUGCGUUUAACCCCUGAAGCUCAGAAAAUGAGCUCUCGAGAUUAGAUUAACCUGCAGCAGGACACCGAUUCUAUUCUCAGAAACGCCACGGCGCCAUCAUUCGUGUCCCAGUUCCCACUGAGCGGGGCAGCGCAGCAUCCCAGCAGACUCCGCCGUCGGGAUGCGUCCGCAGACGCAGCCGGAGCCGCGGACGCGUCUCUCCUCUCUGAUGCCUGGCUUUUGGAGAGAUCACACGCACAUGGAAGCUGUGGAUUUGUGUUGUGGGGCCUGGACGCGCUCUGGAUGGAUGGAUCCGGCGCUGUAAACACAGCUGAUACCAGCAACCAGGAUUCCUGAAAUGACUGUUCAGGCAGAGGAUAUUCAUCCUGAGAAUUUGGACGAUGUCUUCAUCGCAGUCGCUGCACUUAUGUCAUGUUUCAUUUACCAAGUCAGGGGGCAAGGUUUUGUCACACAGCCUCAAACGUCUUAGCUGUAUUAAUCCAAACAAUGACGGAUGUUUUCUUGGAUACUCAGCAGGAGCCUCCUGGAUUCUCCCCCGGUGGAUUUAACGUAGCAGGACUCUAAAGCACGGCAUAAACCUGCUGUCCCCAACCCCAAACCCAGAUUUAUUCGGGAAUGGAUCCGGUGAACUUCACGACCGUCAUCGACAAUGACUUUCUGGAUGAGAUGCCAUCGAGCCGUAUUCUGACCGGCUGUUUCCUGUCUUUGCUCAUCCUCACCACUUUGCUGGGAAACACGCUGGUAUGUGCGGCUGUCACCAAGUUCCGGCACCUGCGCUCCAAAGUCACCAACUUUUUUGUGAUCUCUUUGGCCGUGAGCGAUCUCUUGGUGGCUGUUUUGGUGAUGCCAUGGAAGGCAGUGACAGAGAUCACUGGGUUUUGGCCAUUUGGCUCCUUCUGUGACACCUGGGUAGCUUUUGACAUAUCAGCGUCCAUUUUGAACCUUUGUGUGAUAAGCUUGGACCGCUACUGGGCCAUCUCCAGCCCCUUUCGCUAUGAAAGGAAGAUGACACCCAGAGUGGCUUAUGUGAUGAUCAGCGUGGCCUGGACGUUAUCCGUCCUCAUUUCCUUCAUCCCCGUGCAGCUCAACUGGCACAAAGCCCAGACUAAGUCUUACAAGGCUCUCUCUGAGUCAUUACUGGGGCCAAACGCAUCAUCCCACCAUAUUCCAGAGAACUGUGACUCCAGCCUGAACAGGACCUACGCUAUCUCCACCUCUCUCAUAAGCUUCUACAUUCCUGUAGCCAUCAUGGUUGCCACGUACACCCAGAUCUAUCGCAUUGCUCACAGACAGAUCAGGAGGAUUUCUGCUCUGGAGCGUGCUGCUGAGAGCGCCAAAGUCAGACACAACAGCAUGGGCAGAGGCUCCAGCAUCGCAGAGUCAGAGACCUCCUUCAAAAUCACAUUCAGGAGGGAGACCAAGGUGCUGAAGACUCUGUCUGUGAUCAUGGGAGUGUUUGUGUGCUGCUGGCUGCCCUUUUUCAUCCUGAACUGUAUGGUCCCCUUCUGCGAGCAGCCGAGCGGAGGUGAGGCUUUCCCCUGCAUCAGCCCCACCACCUUCGACGUGUUUGUGUGGUUCGGCUGGGCAAAUUCCUCCCUCAACCCCAUCAUCUAUGCCUUCAACGCUGAUUUCCGCAAGGCCUUCUCCAUCCUGCUGGGCUGCCACAGACUGCAUCCAGGAGGCCACAACAUAGAGACGCCCAGUCUAAACAAGAAAUGACUCACGCCUCUGACAACACUGACUCAUCCUUUCAUUCCAGGAGUUCCUUUUGCAGCCGGCCGGAAUGACUGCGAAGGACGGAGCUGCUGUUUCUGAGAGAAACGUCUGUGGGACUGAAUGGGGAAAUGUGACACUGUGUGUUGAUGUAUAGCUGAGUGUGAGCGGCUCCUGAGUAAGGAGGAGGGAAUUUAGGAUUGAGAUUAAGACCGUUGUGCUGACAUGGGUCGGAGAUCCCACUGGUACUGACAUGCUGCUAGGUUAGAUAAUCCCAGGGCUGGGCAGUAUGAACUCUGCACUGCUGUCCUCCUUAACAACAUACACAACAGCACACAUCGCCAAAGCAAACUCCAUUUAAUGCAGUUUAACUGCUGAAUGCACUUCAAUCACACAACGGCUCACAGAUAAGCUUUAACACGCCACAUUAAAGUCCUCUGUGAGAACCGUUGAGUGGAACGCAUCAAACCAAACUAUACCCGCAGCGGGAACAAGUGACUUCAUAUCAGACACCCCGAAUUAAAGCGCUAGCUUUGACUGAAGGAAUGCAUAUCACCAGCCGACAGGCAAAGAAAUAUUAGAGUUGUAGGCCUGGUUCACACGGCGAGGGAAUUCUGCAGAUUCUGUCCUUCUGACAACCUCAAGGAUGUUCCCAAUUACUGUAAUGUCUCUAAAAAUUACUUUAUUAGUUAUUCCAGCCUUGUGCCUGGAAGGACAUCAAAACCGCUCCAAUCAUAAAUCAGGAUUUUUAAACAUGUUAGAUUGUCUUGGUCAAAUGUCCAGGGUGAACAAGUUGCCUGUGGAACGUGACAUCCAUCAGACAGAGGUGACAGAAGCCUCCUCCACCAUGUUUGUUUACACCAAAGUCAUGUUUGAUCUCGAGAUCAUUGCAGCCCGUUUCCUGUUUUUCUUACAUAAUGUGAAAUUUAGUUUCCAGUACGAACAGAUAAGAUUUCAUUUACUCCUGUUUGAGCUUUAAGUUAAAGCAGAGAGCCCUGGAGCUGAGGUCGUUCAGGAAGCGACAGCAGGAUGACACAAAGUCAAGAAUGAGGUAAACUUGCCAGAUCAUCAUAAAUGAAGCACCUCAGAAGGCUGGAGACAUUUUACUCUGACAGCUACACGGACGAGGCAACAUGGUGCUUGUGAAACCACCAUUCAUUAAUUAUUAUUAAAAGUCGAGUGUGUUUUAAACCCAAAUUAGCACUGAACAGUGGGAAAUGUUCAUUAGCCCAUCUGUUUCUGGGAAUUACGGCAUUCCAGACAUUUAAACAUAAAUAAUGUUUUAAUUACAAAAAAGCAAAGGUGAGAGAUGUUCCAAUGUCCAGAUGUGUGUUUGUUAGAAAAAUAUUUCAUUACUCACUGGAACAUUGAUCCCAUUCAACAAAUUAACCUCGGCCAAUUGAAGAAAGGCAGCGACUCAGUUUUACAGAUAUUGUGCUGCAAUUAGGUUGUUAGCAGAUGAGAUUAGUCUGUAAUAAAUACGCUACGUGUCCAUAGAUUUAGAGUUUUUGAAACAAUACUUUCAACAAGAGACCAAAAUGACUGCCAGCAGCAGCAGGUAACAUGCAUUCCUCCAAGGAAGGCCGAGUUUUUUGUUUCUCUUCACAGAUAAAAAUAAACACAUUAGAUUAGCUAGAACUGAGUGUGGUGUGUGUGUGGACAUCUGUCUCGUGUUUCUCUGUGGAAGUACAGGUGACCUGUCCAGGUGCUCCACCUAUCUCGCCUCUGUCAGUGCGCCCCAGGGCCGUAGCUCAUCCCCACCAGUGUGUGAAUGUGUGUGUGAAUGGGUGGAUGACUGACUGUGUUGUGAAGCGCCUUGGGGGGUUGUAGAACCCUAGGAAGGCGCUAUUUGGGGCAACGGUGGCACAAGAGUUAAGUGCUCGCCCCGGAAGGUUGCUGGUUCGAGUCCCGCUCAGUCUGUCGCUGUCGUUGUGUCCUUGGGCAAGACACUUAACCCACGUUGCCUGCUGGUGGUGGUCGGAGGGACUGGUGGCGCCAGUGCUCGGCAGCCUCGCCUCUGUCAGUGCGCCCCAGGGCAGCUGUGGCUACAUUGUAGCUCAUCCCCACCAGUGUGUGAAUGUGUGUGUGAAUGGGUGAAUGACUGAUUGUGUAGUAAAGCGCCUUGUGGGGUUAUAGGACUCUAGAAGGCGCUAUAUCAAAUACAGACCAUUUAGCAUUUACUCCGCUGGAGUAAAGUCCAGCCUCCUCCCAAAGGAGAAUGGGAACAACUAAAGAAUGACUCAGCUUGUGUGAUUGUUUCAACUUGUGGAGAUUUCAAAAGGAGUUGUAAUCUAAUACAUCUGAAAAUCUGUAGUGCCACUUAUCAAGUAACACAUUCUGGAGUGAAGCAAUGUUGUUUGUUCCACUUUUUGUUGAUUUAAGGUUUAGAUGAGGACAUUAGCAGCUUCCUU